Molecule: messenger RNA, 3092 nt
Organism: Nematolebias whitei (Rio pearlfish)
Lineage: Eukaryota; Metazoa; Chordata; Actinopteri; Cyprinodontiformes; Rivulidae
Gene: ccpg1
Product: cell cycle progression 1
Exons: 11
Coding region: 184-2697 (837 amino acids)
Cellular component (GO): membrane
Source: RefSeq, a predicted model, not a curated record
UUCGUUUCCCUUUCCUCUACAACGCCGCUCAGAAACUACACUUCCCUUGUACCGUCCGCUGCGAGGCGUCGUUAACGGAUAACCACGGUUUGUUUGGGCAUCCAGUAACAACCGUGGAGCUGUUUGCAAACAGCUGUGUGCUUCACUAACUGGACCUGCUGAGCUUUGAUCUUUGCUGACAGAAUGUCAGAGACAUCCAGUGACGCAGAGUCCUCCUGCGACUGGACCAUUAUCAAUAAUGAGGGUUCAGAUAUCGAGGCGUUGGGAUCAGAAGCUGUGGUUGAAGAAGAGGUUGAGAGGUUGGAGAACCCCACAGUGGAAGAACCGGUUCUGCAGGAAACACUUUCAGCUGCUUUGUGUGUCGAAGAAAAAGCAGUUGGAUCACUUGUUGGCCCCCGUACAGGACAGACUAUAGAUGCGUCCACCCUGCAGGGAAAUGCAGAGAAACAGCACGUGUUCUCAUUAAGCGAUCACUCUGAUAUUGUGACACUGGGAGAACUGAAGGAGGGUGCAGAGGAGGAGGCAGCCACCCGCGAGGAGCUUUACCUCGGCACGUCCUGCAGCAGCCAUUACACCUUCACCGCUACAGAGACCGGUUUCUUGUUGAGUCAGUGGAAACUUCCACAGACUCUGGUGAACUGGAGUUGCCGUCUGAGAGGCCAGCUCACUGGUAGCCGAUCUCGCCCAGUUUUCCCAGUGCAGCCGCCUGCGGCGACAAACUCGAGCAGCAGUGAAGAUGAGACGGAGCGAAGAGCCAGUCCUGCCAUCCGAAGACGAAGAGUUAGGAGAAACACCGCGAGUGUUGUUACAGAUCCGGAGGAGGAGGUGCUGCCGGAGUCACGCUCAAGUGAAGCAGAAGAGAAAGAGGAGCAGCAGGAGGAAGAAGAGACUGAAACAGCAGCUGCUGCGACUCUGGAUGAUGGAGGGGAAGGUGGAGGCGGCAUCCUCAACAAAUGCAUCCUGCUCGCCCUCAUCAUAGCCAUCAGCAUUGGCUUAGGUCACUUCUGCGGCACAGUCCAGAUUCAGGAAAGGCAAAAAACUGUGGAGAAAUUCAGCGUGAAUGAAGCUGCAGGUGUGAGGGAUCUGCUCCACCUACACCUCAGAGGACAACGUUCAACAAACCAGAGGAUCAACGUUGGUCAAGACGAUCUGGACGAACAACAAGCCAUUUUGCUGCUUACAGAACUGAUUGAGACGAUAAAGAACGAAAACCAGGAGCUCAGCGAAAAACAAGACCACAUCCAGGCCCAGAGAGAUGACCUGAAAAUGUUGCUGAGACAGACGAUUGAGGAGAGGACCAACAUCAUGUCCCAGCAUCAGCGUCUACAAGAUGAAAACCUGCUGCUGAAAAGCUCCCUGGAGCAAGAGGAGAAGUCCUUGUCCAUCUUACAGGAGGAGCUGAGGAACCUGCGCUCAAAGAUCAGGGAUCUGGAGGCGAUGGGAGCCGGAACGGACUCGCUGCUGUCUGAAAACCAGAGGCUGAAGGACCAGCUGCAGCUGAUCAGAGACGUCCACGCUCAGAGGGAAGACACGGCAGCUGAAGCACGGACGCUGAGAAACGAGCUCGACACAGAAAGGAAGGUCGCAGACGAUCUGAGGAAGGAGCUGACUCUCCUGAGAAGUCGUGCCGCUGCAUCUGGAAAAGAAAGCGGCUCGGAGGAUCUGCAGGAGCAUCUGACGGAGCUGCAGAAGAGGCUGAGCUACGAGCAGCAGCGCUCGGACCUGUGGGAGAGGCUGUACGUAGAAACCAAACACGAAAAAGCCAAAGGGGACCAAGAGUCCAAAGUGAAAAAAGCAAAAGACGGCGUGACGGGGAAAGUCAAAGAGACGUUUGACGCCGUGAGAAACUCCACCAGAGAGUUCGUCCACCACCACAAGGAGCAGAUAAAGAAAGCCAAAGAGGCCGUGAAGGAGAACCUGAGGAAGUUUUCAGAUUCUGUCAAAUCAACGUUUCGACACUUUAAAGAUUCUGCCUCGACCUUCAUCAACAAAGCUCAGAGUUUUUACAGCAGGGGACGCGACAGAAAGAACUCUGAAGAGUCGUGGCAGCACCAGCCCCACCACAGACACGAACCCGACGGCUUCCAGAGCGACCACAACACGCGCAAAUCAGGCGGGAGGGUUCACGAACAUCGAGGACACCACAGAGCCGGCAUGAAAGGAUGCACCGGGGUGUUCGACUGCGCCUACCAGGAGUCCAUGAGCCUCUUCAACACGGCCAUGGAGCCGAUCAGAGCUGACGAGUUCUACCAGCUGCUGCAGAGCUACCUGCAGCAGGAGGUGGAGCACUUCUACCACUGGAAGGAGCUGGAGAUGUUCGUCGGCAACUUCUUCCACAACGGAGUGUUCGUCCAUGACCGCAUGCUGUUCACCGACUUCGUAAGCGGAGUUGAAGAGUAUCUGUCCGACAUGCACGAGUAUCGCGGCCUCAACGGCGACAUGUUUGGAGGUCUCGACGACUACAUCUACAGGCACUUCUUCGGAGAAACCUACGCUAAAAGUCCCGGCCCGCGCAGCCCGUUCCAAAGACCCGACUCUUCGGAGGAGUCGAGGGCGAAGCACCAGCGGAAGCAUCAGCGAGGAAGAGCUCGACCGUGCGGCGAUCGAAAGUGGAGCCGAUCAGGAAGAAACGCCGAUCAACAUAUGGCUGACGUCAAGAUAGAGCUGGGCCCGAUGCCCUUUGACCCCAAAUACUAAAGAAAUCAGAGAUGAACGUUGUUUUUAGGCUCAUCUUGUAUUUUUAUUAAGCUGCCAAAAUCUUUUUUUUUUGUAAGUUUGCACGGUCUGUCGAAUGCUACUGAAUAUCUGUUCUGUGUUUAGAAAUCCAGUUCUUUAUGAAGCGAAAGAGGAGCUUGAACUUUUGGAGAAGCUCCUACCCACAGCCACUUUUAUUUACCGGUAGUUUGAAAUGCACAGAAAGACCAGACGUCGAGAGGAAAACUGAAAACCUUCACUUGACGUUUUGGGCUACGGUAAACAAAAUACCAGAUGCCACAUUUCAUGCUGUGUGUUUUUAUACGGUCGGUUUAGUUUUAAUCAGUUUUCAGAGUUCAGAUGUUUUCUAACGUUCCACCCUGAGAUUUUAAAAACUG